GUACACAAACAGGAGUGCAGCCCAUUGUAAGGGACCAUCUCAGAUAAUCACUUCUAUUUCUACACAGUGAAGGACAAUCAGACAGUUUACAGCAGAGACCGAGCGCGUGAAGAUGAGGACGAAGCUGUUUUGUGUUGCCAUGGUGAUGACCCUGAUGUCCGCAGCGCUGCUCAUCACCUACUGUGGAUCUGGAUUUAUGUCAGAACUUGUAGUUCACGCAAAAAGGGCCGAUGAUGGUGAAUCAUCGUGGCCAACAAGACCAUCAUGGACGACGAGAGCAUGGUGGACCACUCCAGGAUAUCCUGGAACAAAUCUAAAUGGGAAGAUGUUCACUUUGAGUGCUAAUGGAGGAGGAAUACGCCUCUAUCCAACAUAUUUCAGACACACUCCAUACUCCGGGCAUUCAGCGACUCCCUACAGAGACAUGAAUAUUACCACCCAACCCUACACCACCCCCAGUCUCAAGACUCGACCCUACACCACCCCCAGGCCCAAGACUCGACCCUACACCACCCCCAGUCUCAAGACUCGACCCUACACCACCCCCAGGCCCAAGACUCGACCCUACACCACCCCCAGGCCCAAGACUCGACCCUACAGAACUACUAGAUACCCUUACUGGACUACAGCAUCUCCUUACAGAGGUGUGUCAGUGUGUCUGCGUUACCUGGCCGCUGCCCAUCAAGCAGUCAUCCGCACUCUCUUCACUCUCAGUCCAUCCACAACCCCUUUGACAGUGGGUGUUGAAUUCCCUGACCGGUAUUUUCUGCCGAUAAACCCGUACUACUACACCGAUGUGUACCUGACGCCAUCCGUCCGGUUUUGGUCAAACCUGAAUCCAGAGGUCUGGACCAGAGUCUGCCUCACUGUGGACACUGAGCGGAACGUGGCUCAGCUGUUCAGUGGGUCGAACAUGAGCACCAGGAGGAUCCUGCCCUCUAGGUACUUGUGGUCAGGUGAGCCCGUGAUCGAUAUUCCAGGCUUUGACGGUCAGGUGACGGACGUCCAGAUGUGGGAUUAUCCUCUCCGCUACAAAGAAGUCUUCAACUACAUGACCAGAGGUUUCUACGUGCCGUACCGCGGCUCCGUCAUCACCUGGUCGUCCAUCAGCUACUCUCUUGAGAGGAGAGGACAGACGCUGCUGGAAGACAUCUUUGAGAAGCAGGGGAUCCAGCCAAUCAGCAGCCGCCAAGGGAAAAGUCGACGCCCAAAAGGAGAGAGGAAGGGCAGAGAGUUUGUCCACAUGGUACAGAAGAAAGAGGAGAAGAAAGAGUGGUUUAAAUGAAGCAAACAGGAAGAAGUCUACUAAAUAUCUGUUUUUAACUACUAAUCAAUAAUAACUGAUCAGUGAUUUUAUGAAUGGGAGAGUUGAUUCAGAGUAUAGAGCCAUGAUGAGGUGCAGAAGUGUGAUAUUCUCUCAGCUGACUUAGUGACCAAAGUCUUCAUCAUCUUAACAAAAUCAUGAUUUGGAAAAUGUAAGCUUUGUCAGGUCUGUCUUUAGAAACAACUUUUAAAACGCCUGUUGAACGGAGGUCAUAUCCAUCAUUUCUGAUGCAUUCAAGGAAGUCUGUGAAUCUCAACACUGAUUGGACUUUGUGACUGUGCUGAGCAGAGUUUUCUCUAAUUUAGCUGUUUUUUUAGUUGUACCUUUGCAGAUAUGUGUUUAUUGAGAUGAUUAAAUAUUAUUUUAGGUAACCUCUGAUGGGUGCUAGGAUGUCAUUAAAUAAUAACCUUUUUUUGCUGCCCUCUCCAAAGCCUGCUGUGAUUGGUUAACACUGGGACUCCAAACAUACAGCUUAGGGCAACCAGAACUCUUCGUGUACUAACAUCCAGACUCCUGGACUUAUGUUUUUCUGAUAUCUGAUCAAUGAAUGGAGACUUCUGUCAUAGUAGCAUCUUUUUCAUUUACCUUUAAGUGUAUUUGUGUGCUUUGUUAUUCAUCGUAUAAACGUUCAAUAAAGAGAUGGCUGAGGACAGCAUAUGUGUCACAGCCAGACCCUUUACAGAAGAA
Cheilinus undulatus (humphead wrasse) is the source of this 2011-nucleotide messenger RNA. RefSeq lists its product as uncharacterized. The record is from RefSeq and is a predicted model, not a curated record. Lineage: Eukaryota; Metazoa; Chordata; Actinopteri; Labriformes; Labridae. The transcript has 5 exons. The coding region runs from base 113 to 1285 and encodes 390 amino acids.